This is a messenger RNA of Micropterus salmoides (largemouth bass), 1205 nucleotides long. Its product is annotated as neuroblast differentiation-associated protein AHNAK-like. NCBI's taxonomy places the organism in Eukaryota, Metazoa, Chordata, Actinopteri, Centrarchiformes, Centrarchidae. Gene Ontology annotation, molecular function: protein binding. The coding region runs from base 26 to 1099 and encodes 357 amino acids. The transcript is spliced from 3 exons. The record is from RefSeq and is a predicted model, not a curated record. Gene Ontology annotation, biological process: regulation of RNA splicing. Gene Ontology annotation, cellular component: nucleus; cytoplasm; costamere.
AUUAUUUACAUGGUUAUGCUUACAGAUGGCUGAAGAGGAGGAAACCAGGGAGGUGCUCUUUCCAGAUUGGGAGGGUCCAGACAAAACUGGAUUGACCAUUGAACAGACAGGAGGAGAGAUCUUUGUGAAGGAGGUGAAAGGAGAGUCACCUGCAGCACGGUCUGGAAAAGUAUAUCAAGGUGACCAGAUUGUAGGCGCCACUGUCUACUUUGAUAACAUGAGCUCAGAAGAAACAGCUGAGCUACUGAAGACAUUAAACCGGCACAAGGUUGGACUGAAAUUACAAAACAAAGGAGAUAAAUCCCCUUACUGCUCGCCCUUGAGCACACCAUGUCGUUCACCAAUGGGAACCCUGACAUGGGAAGGGAAGACCCGGUUUGGAGGUUCCAGUCCAGACAUCAUCCUUAGUGGGGAUGAUGAUGACUAUAAAAGAAUAUACACAAAAAAGAUUAAACCAAGACUGAAGUCUGAAGACCUUGCAGAGGGAGUAGAUGUUCGCACGGAGCGGCACAGCAGCACAAGCAGCGAUGGCAGCACAAUUACUACCAUCACCCGCCGCAUCACUACCUACACUGUGGAUAUGCCAGGUGGCAUAAGUGAGCAACUUGAACUUUCAAGCCCAGAGUUCAAGGGGCUUAGGCACGAAUCUGGAGAUGGCUCUCCUCAUAUCAGAAUCUCACAUGGCAGCCCUUCAGGUAAAGUGGGAGCAGAAGAGGGAGUUUUUGAGUCAAGCAAUGUCUCUUACACUGGGCCCCAAGUUAGUUCCACAGAGACACGCUGGGGCAGUGGGGGAGUUCAGACGACAACAAUUAUAAGAGAGGGAGAAAGAGAAAGAGUUACAGGUCUCAAAUUUAAAGGGCCUAAUUUAGGAGUAGCAGGGGGUAAAGGCCAGGGAGGCUUUGAGAUCUCAAGAGGGAGUGGAGAGCAGGGAGAUGGAAGCAUUCAGGUGUCAGAAACAAGCACGACAUUAAGAGACAGCACAAACACUGGUAGUAGGCAUAUUACAUUUGGAGGGUUGGGAAAUGCAGAGGUAACCUCAACUGAUGAGAAUGGAGGGUCAGUUAGUCUGUUUUACCAGGAAAAAGCAUGCAUAUUUUGACUUCAACCACAGAUAAAACACAGAAGGGAAGUAUUGAUUUAGGUGAGAGGACAAAGGUGAAAGUAUCUGAAACUACCAUCGGUCACCCGCAGGCAAAGGGAUCAGA